AUGAGCCAUACUGGAUCCGGAGCUGUUGAACAUGCACUCUAUGGAAAAGACGAAAAGAAAAAGCAGAAUCAUUCCGAAGAAGCAAUAGAGUCUAUCCGCCAUGUUUCGACAACAAGCUCAAAUAGCGAGGAUGAGGCUGCUUCUGUGGAGGACAACAAUAUGCGAGAUGUCGAGUCCAGUAUAGCAGAACCGCCAUAUACUGUGUUCACGGCAAGUCAGAAGAGGUUCAUCGUCUUGUUAGCAGCUUGCGCCGGGUUCUUUUCAGCUGUCUCUGCCAAUAUUUAUUUCCCGGCUCUUAAUUCGUUGACCAAGGAAUUUCACGUUUCCGCAACAUUAAUCAACCUCACUCUGACCACAUAUAUGAUCGCACAGGGCAUAGCACCAGCCAUCAUUGGCGACCUGGCAGAUAUGGCUGGUAGGCGGCCAGCAUACUUUGUAUGCUUUGUCAUAUACAUCGGUGCUUGUAUAGGCAUCGCACUUUGUCAAAAUUACGUUUCUUUGCUCAUUUUGAGAUGUCUGCAGAGUGCUGGGUGCGGUGCCACAAUUGCGCUAGGCAGUGGUGUCGUUGCCGAUAUAGCAACGAGUGCUGAGAGGGGCACAUUCAUGGGCUAUGUUACUUCUGGUCCUAUGGUUGCUCCCGCACUUGGACCAGUACUCGGAGGUAUACUGGCAGAAUUCUUGGGAUGGCGAUCGAUAUUCUGGUUCUUGGUCAUCCUCAGCUCCUGUUACCUGGUACCAUUUCUUAUUGCUUUCCCGGAAACUGGUCGUAACGUUGUUGGCAAUGGAGCCAUCAAACCUCAAAGCUGGAACAAAUCGUUGAUCAACUAUCUACAUGAGCGCAAGGCUGCUAAAGCACCUGCUUUGACCCGUACAGUCACUCGUGAAAGCAUUAGACUAGAAGAAGCACGACUGGCUAAAGCCCGAAAAUUGCGAAUUCCGAACCCCCUGAAGACACUCAAGAUAGUCUUCGAGAAAGAUACUGGACUUCUGUUGUUCUACAACUCACUGGUGUAUACAGCUUUUUACGAUGUGACAGCUAGCAUGCCAUACCUCUUCGGGAGGAUCUACAACUACAACGACCUUCAGAUAGGUCUUUGCUUUAUUCCAUUCGGAGUUGGAUGUCUGAUUGCGCCAAUCCUAGGUGGAAAGGCUCUCGAUUGGAACUUCCGACGUCUAGCUGUCAAGCACGGUUUUCCGGUCGACAAGAAGCGAGCGACUGAUCUCAAAGAUUUUCCUCUCGAGAAGGCUCGCAUCCAGAUCACAUGGCCACUGCUUGUGGUCGGCGACGCAGCCUUACUUUGCUACGGCUGGAUAAUGGACGUGGAGACCAAUUUAGCAGCGCCAUUGGUUAUGUUGUUCUUCAUUGGACUCUGCUUGACCGGAGCCUUCAAUUGCAACAGUGUCAUGUUAGUCGACCUCUAUCCGCUCAGCCCAUCGACAGCCACAGCGGCGAACAAUCUCGUCCGCUGCCUUAUGGGAGCGGGCGGUACUGCUAUCAUCAUAAUCAUGAUCGAACAUAUGGGCAGAGGAUGGUGUUUUACAUUUAUAGCAGGCGUGGUGUUACUGUUCUCACCUAUCCUUUGGGUGCUUGAAAAGUAUGGGCAAGGAUGGAGGAAUGCAAGAGCCCAACGGAUGGAAGAACUAGCGGAGAAGAAACGACUGGCUGAACAAGAAGAAAAGGCGGACGAGUUGCAGACUUUCGAGGCUCAAACUGGGAAGUAA
Aureobasidium melanogenum CBS 110374 is the source of this 1722-nucleotide messenger RNA. RefSeq names its product MFS general substrate transporter. The coding region runs from base 1 to 1722 and encodes 573 amino acids. Gene Ontology annotation, molecular function: transmembrane transporter activity. The transcript is spliced from 2 exons. The record is from RefSeq and is a predicted model, not a curated record. Gene Ontology annotation, biological process: transmembrane transport. NCBI's taxonomy places the organism in Eukaryota, Fungi, Ascomycota, Dothideomycetes, Dothideales, Saccotheciaceae.